Molecule: messenger RNA, 2099 nt
Organism: Pseudonaja textilis
Lineage: Eukaryota; Metazoa; Chordata; Lepidosauria; Squamata; Elapidae
Source: RefSeq, a predicted model, not a curated record
AUGUCAUUCAGUCCUGGCAAAGUCAUGUCUGAUCGUGCAGCCUGGUGCUACACCACAAUGGGCUGCAAUUCAGGAAUCGAUUCUUCUCUAUUGGACCACCUAUUUCCUGCUGUUCCAUGGAAUUCUCCUCACCAAGAAGCUCUUGCUAUUUUUCUUCUGGUGCCUGAGUGCUGUGUUGCUCUUGAAGCACGCAGGAUACCGUCACUAGCUUUAAAGUUUGCUGAAGCUGUCAUGGGUCUGAGCAAGGGAUCUUCCAACAUUCUAGAAAAUUAUUGGUCCUUGUUACCAGGUCCAUUUUUAGAGCAAAUAGUUCAAAUGUUGAAGACGUAUGUGUCAGCCAGGUUGCCUUGUUAUAACCUUUUCCUCAAAGACAAGUCAUGGAUUAAUACCCUCAAAGUGCUUAAAAAGCUGUAUAAGGUCAACAUGAAGGCUAAAUGCCCAUUGCAAAUAAGUACCUUCUGCAUAGAUGAAAUUCCUCAAAUAAUUGACCUAGAAGAAGAUUUUUGGACUUGGGAGUCACAUAAAAACCAUAAUAUCCCAGAUGAAGACAGAUUAGUCUGUUUCUGCCAUUUUCCUUUCGUCUACAAUGUAUCAACCAAAAGGAAAAUACUUUAUUACGGGUCCUCUAUUGCACAACAGGAUGCAGAAUGGAAAGCUUACCUUGAAAGGAGAGACAACCAGAGGCUGGGAAAUAGUGACUUCUCAGAUCGCCCUACCUUUAUUCUGAAAGUGCGACGCCAGUUUCUCCUUGAAGACACCUGGCACGAACUUAGUAUAUUGGAGGACUCCUACCUGAAAAUAUACCUGCUGGUUCAAUUUGAAAAUGAAAUGCCUGGUUAUGGAGAUCAAGGUUACCUGGUGGAAUUCUUUUCAGAGGUGUUUGAGAAGGUAGUACAGCCAGAAUAUGGGAUGUUUAUGUAUUGUGAAUCCACUUCCCCAAUGUGGUUUCCUCCCAAGCCUUCUGUGGAGAAGAAUAAAUAUUUCCUGUUUGGUAUUCUCUAUGGGCUUUCAAUAUCUAGCAGAGUCACUGCCUACAUACCCUUCCCACUUGCUAUCUUUAAAAAGCUGCUUAACAAGAAGCCAACUCUCAGUGAUGUGAAAGAGCUAAGCCCUGUGCUAGGAAGAAAUUUGCAGACAGUUCUUGAGUAUGAACAUGAUGACCUUGAAGACAUGUUUCAGCUAUGUUACUCUAUUUCCUGGGACAGCAUGGAUGUAGACUUGAUUGAAAAUGGCAUUUCAACAGCUGUAAACAGUGCCAAUAAGAAAGACUUUGUUGACAAAUACGUGGAUUACAUAUUCAACAAAUCAGUGGAUGAUGUUUUCAGUGAGUUCAGGAGAGGAUUUUACAAAGUCCUGGAUGAACAGCUAGUUGGCAUCUUUGAGCCUGAACAACUGAUGGAAGUGGCAAUUGGAAAUGCCAAUUAUGACUGGAAUUUGUGCGAAAAGAAUGCUGUGUAUAGGGGUAUAUACAGCCCAACGCACCCAACUAUAAAGAUGUUCUGGGAAGUUUUCCAUGAGCUGAGUUUGGAGGAUAAAAAACAUUUUCUGGUGUUUUUGGCAGGAAAUGACAGGAUCCCUGUGACAGGAAUGGAACCUUGGAAGAUUCAUCCACAUUACUUGCCCUCCGAGGAUCUUAUCCCUGGGGCUGACACCUGUUUUCAUCUUUUAUUUCUGCCAAUUUACUCAACAAAACAAAAACUGAAAGAGAAGCUUCUUCAAGCGAUCAGCCACAAUCGUGGCUUUGGCAGAUUUGUGCCCAUAGUCUGAAACAGGAACUUGAAUAAGAUGCUACCUUGGAAGCGGUAGCCUUCUUUUGACCUCAGAUGGCAGAACAAGAUUGUCACAAGGGAUUUUGGUUAGAUGACUGUUCAGCGAUUUUCUUGCUUCAUUAAGCAAUAAAGUGAUCCUGUAGUACUUUGAAAAUAUGCUGUUUUAUCUAAUUAACCACGUUAAUUAGAUUGAGUUAAUAUGUUCUUUUUAAUGAUGUAAAAGCAAACAGUUGAGGUUAUAUGUUAUUAUCUUAUGCUACUGCACCAGUCGGACGCCAAUGCCUUUUCUAUUUCUUUUCCCCUUUCCCCUACACAUUUUUUCUUUUCCUC